This is a messenger RNA of Arabis nemorensis, 684 nucleotides long. NCBI's taxonomy places the organism in Eukaryota, Viridiplantae, Streptophyta, Magnoliopsida, Brassicales, Brassicaceae. The record is from the annotation of a GenBank genome assembly.
AUGAUUGUCUCACUAGCUCAAUGGGUUUCGUGCCCAACUUCUUCUUCUUCUCUCGUCUUUAAUCGUUGCAAGAGAUUACAUCUGGUGAAAGCCACGGUCGAUGGUAUGAACCAGAUUGUUCCUCCGGCACAAAAUCAAAUCCUUAACAAAGAAGUAAAAGAGAGCGUGAGCCUGUUAAAAACCGCUGCAAAAACUCGGAAAGUUGCAGCAGAUGAGAUUUUAGCUGCUUUUUCUACUAUUGAAAAGGCUAAAAUUGAUCCAUCCACAUUCCUUGAAACACUUGGUGGAUCUGAGUCCCCUGGACGAACAUGGAUGCUCAUCUUCACCGCGGAGAAGAAACUGACGAAAGGUCGUUAUUUCCCUCUAACCGCUGUUCAGAGGUUUGAUGCUGUUGGAAAAAGAAUAGAGAAUGGAGUAUAUCUUGGUCCAUUAGGAGCUUUGACAUUUGAAGGAAAGUUUUCAUGGAAGAAUCGGAUCCUAGCCUUCAUCUUCGAAGAGAUUCGUAUCAAGAUUGGACCUUUCAAUCCUCUAAAGAUCGGUUUGGGGAAGAAAGACGCAGAGGAAGAGCCAAGUAACAAAGAUCCUUUCUUCAUAUGGUUUUAUGUUGAUGAAGAAAUAGCCGUUGCUCGAGGAAGAAGUGGCGGUACAGCUUUCUGGUGUCGUUGUCGCCGCAUUUCUUCGUAA